AUGUUAAAUCAUGUUGUCGUAGAAAACUACUUCAAUGACUUAGGAAAAAUCAUUCAAGACCUUAAUCUGAGUUCCAUAAACAUAUGGAACUGUGAUGAAACAGGUCUUAAUUUUGAGCAUUGUCCUGUAAACGUUAUUGCUGAGCGCGGGACCACAGUUGUUAGUAAGACUAGUCAAAAGUCAAGCAAUUUAACUAUAAUGGCAUGUGUUAAUGCUGCAGGAGAUGCAAUGCCCCCUUUAAUUAUAACUAAAGGUAAAACAGUAAAAUCUUUACAUGGGUUUAAAACAAUAGAUGCUCCGAAAGAUACCGUGUGGAGUUACCAAGAGAAAGGUUGGAUCACCGACGAAAUUGGUGAAAGGUGGUUUAACCAAGUCUUUAUUAAGCAAUGCGGACCCAAACGACCCCAGUUGCUAGUGUUUGAUGACCAUUCUUCUCACGAAACACUUGCUAUUAUUGAACGAGCAAUUGAAGAAAAUAUAAUUCUGUUAUCGCUCCCUCCACACACCACACACUACCUCCAGCCUUUGGAUAGAAGUGUAUUUGGCCCGUUUAAGAAAGCAUAUAAUGAAAAAUGUUCCGAGUUCAUAUCAGAGCACCCACUUCAUGUGGUAAAUAAACAUUCAUUUCCGUCACUUCUCACAAAAGCUUGGGACGAUGCCUUCACGCAGAGCAACGUAAAAAGUGGGUUUGCCUCCUGUGGAAUAUGGCCUGUGAAUAGGUUUGCUAUUCCGAAUGAUGCCUUUAUGCCAAGUUCUGUGACAGAUGUCCCUCAUGUUACACAUACAUUGGCAGGCUUUGAUGCCACAUCUACACCCACUGUUGGUACCUACAAUGCUGAAGAUUCAUCGGAAGUUAUGACUGCUGUACCGUUAUCACCACAACUUGAGAAUAGAGAUGAAGAACCAUCACGUGCUGAUGAUGUACCUCUUCCCGUACUUGACCUAUCUGAUCCUGCGGUGUUACUGGAAUUAAUUUCAAGUGAAAAUCUAAUAAUGGAUCGUGUAGAUGAUAAUGCAUUUAAUGAGGUUUCAGUUGAAACCGCUCUUGAUGUUGACAAUAGUAUAAGUGAAGUAUUUCUGCCCCCAAAACUCGAAAGUAGAAAAGAAACUAAAAACAAUGUUGCAAAAAAAACGAGCCAUACUAUUUUGACGAGUGAGGAAAUAGUUAAACAGAAGAGAGAAAUCCAAAAAAGAAAAAAUGAAAAAGAGACCAAAAAAGCUGCUAAGAGAAUAAAAACAGAAAAAAAUUAA
Molecule: messenger RNA, 1251 nt
Organism: Ruditapes philippinarum (Manila clam)
Lineage: Eukaryota; Metazoa; Mollusca; Bivalvia; Venerida; Veneridae
Exons: 2
Coding region: 1-1251 (416 amino acids)
Cellular component (GO): nucleus
Molecular function (GO): DNA binding
Source: RefSeq, a predicted model, not a curated record